GUUCGUAUAUGGAUGAGUCUGGCUUGGCCUCAGAUGAGGCUCAUCCUGGAACAAGGGGUCUUACUAAUGACAGGUCGGUAGAGCUGGGCUCCUCCCCUCAGCUGAUGUGUGAUGAGAGGAUGCCAUCUGAUGAGAGUGAUGAUGCUGAGAAGUGUAAACUGAUGAGGCGAGUGGAGUUGGACUUGGAUAUGGGUUCAGAUGAAGUAACUUCUGACUCCUCGGACUAUGAUGGAGAUGGUGAUGAGGAGUCAGUGGAUGUGGAGACAGUAGAGGAAACAGAACUUGGAGUCACCAUUGCGAACAUGAGGGCAGUUGCCAGCAGGUCACUGAGAAUAUGGGACUCGUGUGAAGAUUCUGGAUCAGCAAAGCAACACAAGGUUAUACGUCCGAACAAAAAAACAGCAAAAAAGGAUGUGAAUAAAGAAAAGCGGAAGAACCACACAGUACUUGAGAGACAGCGGCGCUCUGAGCAACGGUACCUCUUCAACCAACUGCAGAAUAUCCUCAACUGUGAUGACCCCCGGGCUCCCAAACUGCGCAUCCUCUCACUGGCUCUAAGUGAGAUCAAGACUCUAAUGGAGACUUCAAAAUGUCUUGAGGAGAAGAAGAGGAGGCUGACUCAAGCGCAAUCUGUCUAUGUGAAGAAGAUCUCUAAUUUGGCUGGCAAGCCAGAGGAGCUGAUCAAAGUCAAGCUGAAAGAGAUCUAUGAGAAGAAACUCAUGGCUGCUCAGAGAAGGAAGUCUUUAUCUGUAAACCCAAGACCCCAGCCACAAAUCCCUACAUUACCAGUCACUGAAUGCUCCAAGCUCCAGCUGAACCUCAUGCACAAGGCCCAGGCCAAAGUACCUGUGCCCUUAGCCACCAACACUGCGCACCUGCACAGGCUCAAACCUCAGUCUUAUGUAGCCAGAACCCUAGCCUCAGACCAGAUCACAUCCCCCAAGACCACUUCAACCCAGUCACUGAUGGAAGAUAAUCCUCAAGUACCUGUGGCCCCAGUCCAAGUCAUUACACAUCAGCCCCUGGAUAAUUUGGAAGCACCUGUAACCCUAACCCCAAUCCAGAUUACUCAACCUCAAUCCAAGGUAGAGGAUCAGGUGCAAAUGCCUUUAUCUCCUGUCAUACCUCAGGCCUCUGAGCCUCAGGAUGGGCAUCACACACCAGAUCCCAGAUCCCCCAAUGAGGUCUGUACACUUAAGUCAGAUGUUCCUCAUAAGCCUGCAGUUGUCCCUCCACCACCAUUGACUCAGAAAUCGGAAUCGGAAUCAGAAGUACUUCAUCCAUCCUCGAGGGGAAAAUGGGUAACUCUUCCUCUGGUUCGCUCAAAGACUGGCAGAAUUAUACUCCCCUCAUCCCUUAAACCAGCUAGGCAAGGAUGCUUCAUGCUCAUGGUCAUGGGAACAGAUCAAGAGGAAGACAAGAAUAAGGCAGAUAAAUCCUUAACUCACACACUGCUUUCUGACCAGUCCUCCUUGAAGGAUAAAAAUGGGAGUCCCUCUGAGGCUGAGCAGCCCUUAGACAACUCAGAGGAAGGGAAGAGCCCUGAUGUUAGUGGACCCACAGAGGCUUCAAAGACAUCCCCAAACUCUCUGAAAAAUGGCCAAGAUGUGAAAUCCCCCCUGGUUGAGCUUGCUCGCCUCAACAAAUCCAUUCUCUUCCCAUCUGUGGUAUUGCAACCUAUUGGGAAUAACCAGGAGGGAGACAGAAUGUUAAAUAUGAGCAGUAAAGAGAUGAAUGCCUAUUUAAGUUUAAAACCAAUCGAUCAACCUUGCACUUCCAAAAACCUGAGCCAGAUUCCUAGCCCACCUGUGGUCCGUCGUGGCAGAGGUAGGCCUCGGAAGCAUGCACUAGUAAUCCCUGUCAAGCAAAAUAAGAAAAUCAGUCCGGUAAACAAGGAGACUUCAGGGCAAGUCAAAGUCCGUGUAGUACAAGAUAACCCAGUGCCAGUGAAAAGGCGGAGAGGUAGGCCACGGAAGAAUUUUGCAGCAAUUUCAAAAAGUCUUGCUGUUGUUACUGGUUCUCGACAGAGGAAGGCAGAAAGUGCACCGACUGAGAGGUCUCGGGCUAGUAGCAGUCUGACCAAUGCCAGUCAAAGUCAAAAUAGCCCCUUCAGGUUAACACGUAGUCAAAAUAGAUCCAUCACCAGUCAUUCUGAAUCCUCAGAGCUGGAAUAUAACACACCACGGCCAGUGACAAGAAGUGCAUUAGGAAAGGAUUUUCCUAGUGCAAAGAAAAAAUCCUGGAUGGACAUUGAAAAGGAACUGGAACUGGAAUAAAGAUUGUUUUAAUUUCACCACACAGGCUAAUUUACACAAUUACUCUGCCUCAAUAGUCUGUAACACUGAGACCUCAGACCUCUCUGACACAGAUGUAGCUCUCUAAGCUGUUGUGACAUUAGUGGCCCAGGGAAGUGUCUCUCUGGUCCCAUGCCCCUUAUUCUGAAAACUGGUUGCAGUAGUCAAUAAGAUCCCCUACCAGAUGUGCCUGCUUAUAAAUCCAAAGGACCUGGGAAAAACUGAGUUGUGCCUGUGAAAAUAAGUAGUCUUGAUGUUGUUCAUUUCGGCACGUUAACAAGAGUGACAAUUGACCUUUCUCAUUCUUUUGGGAAAGAGAAGUUUUAAACUGUCAAAUCUUUGAGAGGAAUUGUUAAUUGAUGUGAGAAUGUAUGAAUGAAUUUUUUUUUUGGCCCUCAUCCCCAUAUUGGGGUCUUGAGAUCUGAUAUGAAGUGUUAUGUAGUGUUAUUUCCAACAUUGUUCUGUGAAUACCCAAUGUAAAUGACCUCAUUACUUUCUCCCUUUAAUCACAAAUGGAUGAGGAUUUAUCUGUCAUCAUGUCAUUUUUCAUAUAGAUUUGUGUAUUAAGCAAACGAAAAUCAGUGGGGAAAACGGAUCAGUUACAGUAAGACCUUCCUGUUGACAUCGAAAAGGGUUUGGAUGGUACAUUGCUACACAACACUGUGAUAUGUUGACGUAUUUCUUGUUCAUUUGGUCAACAUGAGCUGUAUUUUUUUGUGUAUCCUUAUUUUAGGAAUUCUUUUUUUUUUUUCUUAAUGAAUCAUAGAUGGUCUUUCAGUUGCACUUUUUCUUUGGUAGAUAUUGCCCAUUAUGCUUUUUGUUCUUUUUUUUUUAUUUGCCUCCAACGUUUUGUCUCCAAUUAAUUUUCUGUUUGAGGUCUCAUGGUAGACUGAGGACUAUAAUGAACUUACAUGAUAAUAAUGAUUGGAGUUUGGCAAGCUUAUCAGUUAAGUGACACAAUGUGUGGACUUCAGAAAUGAAUUUUAAAACGUUUUCCUGAAACUUGCAAGCAAUCAAAUAUAAACACUGUUCAGCCAUGCAACUAGGAAAAGAAAUUGUGUUUUCUUUUGAACUGCAAAAUUUUUUUAUUCAGUUGUUUCAUUGAGGAAAUGACUUUAAUGUAUUUCACUGAAAUGUGUUGACAAGCUACUGUGGCCUUGAAAACGAAUAAAACUUCCAUGC
Messenger RNA from Lampris incognitus (smalleye Pacific opah), 3476 nucleotides. RefSeq lists its product as uncharacterized. The transcript is spliced from 7 exons. The coding region runs from base 9 to 2276 and encodes 755 amino acids. Lineage: Eukaryota; Metazoa; Chordata; Actinopteri; Lampriformes; Lampridae. Gene Ontology annotation, molecular function: protein dimerization activity; DNA binding. The record is from RefSeq and is a predicted model, not a curated record.